Molecule: messenger RNA, 653 nt
Organism: Heterobilharzia americana
Lineage: Eukaryota; Metazoa; Platyhelminthes; Trematoda; Strigeidida; Schistosomatidae
Source: the annotation of a GenBank genome assembly
AUGUUCUGUUCAGGCGGGAUGUCGGCUUCAAACUCUUGCAGAAUAUUAUCUUCGCGCCUUUUUGCUGGUUGUUUGCAGCCAGCAUGUUGUUCUUUCACCAAAAAUCAUGCUUUUGGAGCUACAAAACUUGGUACAGCACCUGCUGUUCAGAGAACUGGAUUAUUGCCAUCUAUUCACUGGACGAUUGAACGUAUCUUAGCUGCUGGUAUGUUGCCGUUAUAUCCGAUUGCACUCUACAUGGACACUCCAAUGAUGAAUUUCAUAGUAAUUACUGCUGUUUCAACCCAUUCAUACUGGGGAUUUGAUGGAGUUAUUAAGGACUAUGCAUUCGAACGUCGUUAUGGUCCGGCAUUGAUGCCUAUAUUACGCACCUUAUGGAAAGUAAUAGCUGGCUUCGGUUACGGUGGCCUCUUAUACUUCAACUUUAAUGAUGUAGGAUUUAUUUCAGCUGUUAAAAGGCUUUGGGCAUUAUAAAAACAUAUUUUUCGCCUACAGUAUUACUUUAAUUUUUCCUUGAUCUCUGUAAAAUUACAUUUUGAAUUCGAAUAUUUUCUAAAUAAUUGUCAUUAUUCACCAACAUCUGUGUUUCUUGGGUUGAUUAGUUUAGUGCAUUACCAUGUAAUAAAUUUGACUACCCUCACCUGAGAACUAAU